UUUAGAUUCUGGAUCUGAGGCGCUGUUUUUUACGUUUGUACGUUUUAUUAUGCAAAUAAAAGAAAAAACAUGAAUUAAAAUCAUGAGUUACUUCCUAAAUAAAUGUAAUUAAAGUGUGAUGAAUCGUCUUAAGUGAAAUCAAACGUAGAAUUGGAACGUAAGCUUGGUUAUGUGCGUAAUUUUCAUUCGCCGGUAAAGUUAAGUUUUAUCGUCGAAAAUGACUGAGACAUCGUGUUAUAUCCUCGACAAUGGAGCCUACACGGCGAAGGUCGGCUUCUCCUCUAUGGAGCCGAAGAUUGUCCCCAACUGCAUCAUGAAAGCUAAGUCCGAAAGACGUCGCCCCUUCAUAGGCUCCCAAAUAGACGAAUGCCGAGACGCCUCGGGUCUAUUUUACAUCUUACCGUUUACUAAAGGGUUUCUAGUCAACUGGGACACCCAGAAGACAGUCUGGGACUAUAUGUUCAGCAAGGAAUGCAGUCCGGUCAACUUCAAUGAGACACCUCUCAUCCUAACGGAACCGUUGUACAACUUUUCUUCGAUACAAGAGGCUAUGACUGAAAUUUUCUUUGAAGAAUACGAAUGUCAGUCGUUAUUGCGUAUCAACGCAACGGAUUUGGCCGAGUAUAACUACAGGAAGACUCAUAAUAACGAAUGUACGGUUGUUGUCGACUGCGGAUACAGUUUUACAUAUAUUGUACCAUAUAUUAAAGGAAAGAAAUAUAGAGAUGCUAUAAGACGGAUAGAUGUUGGUGGGAAGGUACUAACCAACCAUUUGAAGGAGAUAUUGUCAUAUAGGCAACUAAAUGUGAUGGAUGAAACAUAUGUAAUUAAUCAAGUUAAAGAAGAUUCUUGCUUCGUAUCUCAGGAUUUCAUGGGGGACAUGGAAAUAGCAAAAAAGAAAGCCCCAUAUAACACAAUAGUCCGCGACUACGUGCUACCAGACUACACAACAAUCCGUCGUGGCUACCUGCGAGACAUCGUCAAACCGGAUGAAGACCUCGAGCAACAGACACUACGUCUCAACAAUGAACGGUUCACCAUCCCAGAGCUGCUCUUCCAUCCUUCAGACGUCGGAAUCCCACAGAUGGGCAUCCCAGAAGCCAUAAUCCACAGCAUAAACUUAUGUCCCAAUGAACACACGGAAAGUCUUUUAGCGAACAUCGUCUUAUGCGGUGGAAGCACUAUGUUCCCAGGGUUUCGUGACCGGGCAUAUAAUGAGACCCGUUCAUUAGCCUUAGACCAUUUCGAUGUAAACGUAACAUUGCCCGAAAACCCAGUAACAUAUGCUUGGGAAGGCGGCAAGAAGUUAUUCAGAGAUCCAGAUUUUUAUUCCUUCUGUAUGACUAAAGAAGAGUAUGAGGAGGAGGGGAAGGGUCUAGCGUACGAGAGAUUUGACAUAUAACGGCGGAAACGAGCGAGGAGAUAUUCGCAGUAAGCGAAGGCCUUGCUCGUAAAACUUGGAGCGUGCUAGAAGGAUUCAGACUGAUAGACAAGUAGAAAGAGAAGGAAGAUAUCUUUAACCACAAAGCUGAGGGUGCACUGAAGAAAAUAGACCAAUUUCGCUGCAGGAGCCGCACGCACCAAAGUCAUCGCAUCUUAUAAAUCGUUGUAUGAAAUCGUAUCCGCGCCGCGUGACCGGCAUUUUGCCGCGUAAUGCGAUGGCUUCGGCGCGUCUAGUAGGGCUAACAUGCGCAAUGUCAUAAAAUUAUCGAUCAAUUCAAUCAUUUUUGUCGUAAUCGAUAAGUUUGUUUUCCCCCUAACAUGCGUGACACGUGAUUUUGUUUGUAUUUUGACAGAACGACAUAACUUAAUUGGGUUCACAUAUAGCACAAAACGGCAUGUUAGACACCAGUAGGUGUCAGUUCACCGUUAAUUGGCCUCAUGCAGUAGAACCGUAGCUGUAAUAUCUUUAGGUCAUUUUUGCUUUUACUUUUUGGUUCAACUUGU
Molecule: messenger RNA, 1947 nt
Organism: Pectinophora gossypiella (pink bollworm)
Lineage: Eukaryota; Metazoa; Arthropoda; Insecta; Lepidoptera; Gelechiidae
Gene: Arp6
Product: actin-related protein 6
Exons: 2
Coding region: 218-1402 (394 amino acids)
Cellular component (GO): Swr1 complex
Molecular function (GO): nucleosome binding
Source: RefSeq, a predicted model, not a curated record